Messenger RNA from Solanum stenotomum, 810 nucleotides. RefSeq lists its product as uncharacterized. The record is from RefSeq and is a predicted model, not a curated record. The transcript is spliced from 2 exons. Bases 1 to 810 code for a protein of 269 amino acids. Gene Ontology annotation, molecular function: nucleic acid binding; zinc ion binding. NCBI's taxonomy places the organism in Eukaryota, Viridiplantae, Streptophyta, Magnoliopsida, Solanales, Solanaceae.
AUGGAGAGGGUAUUUGAGCAGUUAGAGUGUUCAGAUGUUGCAAAAUUUAAGUAUGCUAUUUCACUAUUACAAAAGGAUGCUUACGAUUGGUGGGUAAGUGUUCUGAAUGCCAAGGUAAAACCUCACGUUCUUACUUGGGAUGAUUUUCUUAGGGAAUUUUGUAUGAAGUAUGUCCCACCUGCUUAUUGUGAUGAAAAGAAAAAGGAGUUUUUGAAUCUAAGGCAACGAGGCAUGUCUAUUGUUGAAUACGAAGAGAGGUUUCUAAGGCUCUCUCGCUAUGCUGGUGGUAUUAUUAAAGAGGAAAAAGACAAGUGCAGGAAGUUUGACGACGGUUUAAAUAAUUCCAUUAGGAAGAAUGUGGUGAUCCUGCAACAUGAAAAAUUUUAUUUUGGGGGUCCAUCCAAAAGGGGAAGGUUUGAUAAUUCUAAGGCUGGUAGUGAUAACAGGCCACCUCAACAAAGGCAAAACAGAUCAAAAUUUUCUAUAGCUAGCACUCCAAAUUAUGCCCAAGGCAAACCUCGCGUUCCCACUUGUCCACAAUGUAGAAAGAAUCGUUAUGGUACUUGCAGGAGAGCUUCUGGUGCAUGUUUCAAUUGUGGGAGCUUUGAUCAUAAAGUGAAGGAUUGUCCUAAUCCUGAUAAUGCUCCAUCGUUGAGAACUGAAGGCUCAGUUCAUAAGCCUUCUAUCAAUCCUCCUCAAACUAAUAGAGGUGCAAGACCUAAAAACACCCAGACAGCAGGUAAAAGUGGAGCUAAUCAAGCUGGUGGGCAAAGGGCUACUACACACUUAUGCUAUGAGGCAGAGGGAUGA